Manduca sexta (tobacco hornworm) is the source of this 3779-nucleotide messenger RNA. RefSeq names its product glycogenin-2. The record is from RefSeq and is a predicted model, not a curated record. The transcript has 9 exons. Bases 157 to 3600 code for a protein of 1147 amino acids. Lineage: Eukaryota; Metazoa; Arthropoda; Insecta; Lepidoptera; Sphingidae. Gene Ontology annotation, cellular component: cytoplasm. Gene Ontology annotation, molecular function: glycosyltransferase activity.
UGGGCGGGGAGGGGCUGAGGGCUGGGGGACGACCAGAUGGGGACCGGUACCGCGCACGCUGUGUGCAUUUACUAGUGCUGCGCGAAGAGCGCGUGUAGUUCGUGAUAUUUAGAGGUGACUGGAACUGUCACACGCGAGACUACACCCGGCUUCAUAAUGUCAAAUCGAUCAUGGGUGACACUGGCCACAAACGACUCCUACGGCCUGGGUGCCUUGGUACUGGCACACUCGCUGCGCCGCGCUGGGUCCGUAUAUCCAGCCGUGGUGCUCAUCACACCAUCGGUCACUGAAGCCAUGAGAGAGCGCCUUCGCGCAGUGUUCGCUGAGGUGGUUACAGUGGACGUGCUCGACUCGCGCGAUGCUGCACACCUCGCCCUGCUUCAGCGGCCGGAGCUCGGCAUCACCUUCACAAAGAUCCACUGCUGGAACCUUACCCAGUACGAGAAAUGCGUGUUCCUCGACGCUGACAUACUGGUGGUUCAAAACUGCGACGAGCUGUUUGAACGAGAGGAACUGUCAGCCGCUCCUGAUGUCGGCUGGCCCGACUGUUUCAACUCCGGCGUGUUUGUCUUCAAGCCAUCUGCUGAAACCUUCGAGAACCUGAUCAAGUUCGCUCAGGAACGCGGCAGCUUCGACGGUGGUGACCAGGGAUUAUUAAAUUCGUUCUUCUCUGAUUGGGCGCACGGCGACAUCAACAAACAUCUGCCUUUCCUGUACAACGUUACAUCUGCCGCAUUCUAUUCUUACUUGCCUGCUCUUAAACACUACGGGCAGAAUCUUAAAAUCAUCCACUUCAUUGGCGCUGCGAAACCCUGGCUCCAACAGUUCAACUGGGAAUCUCGUCAUGUCGACGCGCCAGAACAUUUGCGGGAAUUCUUGCAACUCUGGUGGGAUCUCUUCGUAUCUCAAGUCCACUCCCAUCUCGAUGUCUCCAUGGUUGAGGUGGAGGUCCAACAGCACGAAAUCGUCGACACCACACCAGUGUUACCAUCACAAGAUGUCAACCAAUAUAUACACUAUCAACCUGUAUUGGAUCCAGAGUCUGAAUUUCCGUGGCAUCGACCGGAAGCACAAACACAAGACGAAUUGAAUAUAUCUCAACUAGAGAUGUCAGAAUUUCAUGAUCCUUGGGGAAUUUAUCGAGGACAUAUACCACCAAUUUCUGAUGAUACAACCACCCAGCGAGCAGACGGUAGAGUUGAAAAUCAAGAAGAGGUACGAAAAUAUGCUUGGGAAUAUCAAGCACAAGAAUACAGAAGAGAUAGUACGUCCCAACAUCAUCAAGAUGUCUGGAAUUUUUCUCAUCAAGCUCAACAUGAUAGCCAGCAACACCAUUCAGAAUUUUACACCGAAACAGUAUACAAUCAAGAUAUAAACCAUUCUGUCACUGAACAUUGGCAUACUUAUCAACACGCCGAAAAACAAAGCGAGGAGCAAAAUACAUACAGUCAUUAUGAACCAGCACACUGGCGCAAAGAACAUUCAUACCCAGAAUAUCCACAACACGAUUUUGUACACAACAGUACUGAUAACAGAGACAAUUCUAAUGAACAAAAUUCACAAGAAUUUACAUACAGUAAUCAAGAAAGUCACUCACAAAACACACAGGACCGUGAUAACCACGAACAGUUUCAUUAUUCACAAUUAAAUCAAAACUCUAGUUUUGAACAUCAUACAUUUUCAGAACAAACUACACAAUUAAAGGAACAUAGCCAUAAAACCAUCGAUGUAACAAAUUACUAUGCGCAAGAAAUUGCGCAACAAGAUAUUGAAGUUCACCACGUUCAUGUUGAACAAGAGAAAGAACUCAACCAUCUCUGUCAAAAAGAUGGAAUAACAAAUGGUGAUAUUUCGGAUUCGGAAAGUGAAAUUGAUGAUAUUAAGCCAAGACAUCCUUACGAUGGGUAUUACUUAAGACACAGAGUUACCAUAGACUCUCGCGGACGUAAGAUUUGUACACAUGAAAUACCCCCGGCCCCCUCACCGUCUUCUUCAGAGUCCCCUACGCCGCAGGAUUAUUAUUCCGCUGAGGAAACACAAAGUGACGAUGAAGAUCAAAGUGGCGUUGCUGGUAAUCUCGCGAGAGUUGCACUUGGUGGAGGGCAUGAAGCUAUCGAUGACCUCACUCGCCGUCAAGGGUGGGAAGCUGGUAACAUAGACUACAUGGGAGUCGAUGCUUUCGAGAACAUUUGGGCUAAAAUCUCCCAGACUUUGAGUCAACCCCGAUCAUCUCCCCCUAAACAGUCUCCUCCCAGAGAGCCUGCGCCAGCUGCUUCACAGCCAUCAGUGGUCAGUGAAAAACCUAUGUCGGAAGAAAUCGAAGUUGCCAAGGAAGCUUUACCCGUUGAAGCUCCAGUAGUCCCCGCUGAAGUGCCUGCACCAGUUGAGGCACCAGUAGUGGUACCUACAGAAAUAGAAGCGCCUGUUGUACCCGCUGAAGUUGCGGCACCUGUAGAAGAAGUAGUCACCUCCAAAACUACAGCCCCAUCUGAAGUAGUUGCACCAGUUGAAGCCCCAGCUGCUGUAAGUACGCAGGUUGUAAGUGAUGUAUCCAGCCCAGUUGCAGUACCCGAUGUAGUACCAGUGGUCGUAAAAGCUGCAGAGCCAGCACCGGUGGCAGCCGAAGCCCCAGUGGCUCCUGAACCUGCAGCUGAUUCUAAGCCUGCUGCACAAGAAGUUCCUGCACCAGUAGAAGCUGCAGCACCCAUUGAAAUUCCUGAAUCGGAAGUUCCGGUACCGGUUGAAGCUAUUGACCAAAUCUCAGUUCCUAAAGAAGCGGAGCCAGAAGUAAAAAAGACUGAAGCGCCUGAAAUCAAAUCGAGUCCCGCUGAAGCGGCCGUUGAGGCACCUAAAUGUGUCAAACCUGUUGAAGCUACACCGGCAUCACCAGCGCCUGCCGAAGCCGCAGGCAGCCCUGCCGUCCCAGAAGCAACGCCCGAGAAAGUUCAGGCAGCAGACGUCUCCACUGACAGUCCCCCAUUAGCCAAUACACCCUCUAAAGAAGAAGCGCCAGCAGUACCCGCAGCCAAAUCCGCGGAGCGCCGCAAGCCGGCGGGCAAGCUGCAGCUGGGCCCCCCCGCCGCGCCCGACCCGCUCCCCACCCCCGACAGCGAGCUGGAGGACGCCGCCGCGCUCGCGCAGUCCAUCAUCGCGAGCGAGAUGCGCACGCCCACCGUCACCGCGCCCUCGCCCGCCGCCGCCUCGCCGUCGGUCGCCCCCGAACAAACCCGCCUAGCGGUCGACGAUCCCGAGGUCCCGACGCCGCCCGUCGGCGCGGUGUCGCUAUCACAGAUCGGCGUCAAACCCGCCAAAGGGAAGUCAUCAACGGCUGCGCAAAUAGAAUCGUCGGUGACGGAGAAGGCGGAACCACCGACGCCAACGUCGCCUGCAGCCGAGGUGGCCCCGGCGACUCCCAAAGCUCCGGCGGCUCCGACGGCCUCCGCCGCCCCUGCGGCGCCCGCGCAGGCGGCACCCGCGCCCGCGGCCGACGCGCCCAAGAAGAAGGUAGUGAAGAAGGUGGUAAAGAAGGAGGGCGCCGGGGGAGCCGACGCUCCCGUGCCGCCGCCGCGGAAAAAGGAAAAGAAGCCCAAAGAGAAGUGAGCGCCCGCGCCGCGCUCCCGACAGUUCCUCUGUGCCAUAAUGUAGCCUGUCCUCUACUGUGUUUAUGUGUAUUUAAUUUUCGAAUUAUUAUGCUUUUAUGUGCUGCGUAACCAAUAAUGAUUAUGUUAGAAUUUUAUAUACUCGCUAUCGCACGGAAAAUGUAUUGUUUAGUCUGAAAA